UGUUGUACAGGGGGCUCUGGCCUAGCUCCAGCUAUGCGCUAAGGCUUCCAGCUGGACGCGGAGCAGCUAAGUAGCGUUGCUGUCGCCUGCCUGACAACGCCGAAGAGUGCGCGCUUCCUGUCCUGCCUACAAAAAGCGCCGGCGCCGUGAUUUUCUCGCGCUAGCGACACAGUAAGACACUAGGAAGCGAAGCGCUUUUGGGCAAAGGAGCUGUUAAAGAAGCAGUUACGCGCGUGAAAACGCGCCACGCAGCGUCUCUACAGCAGCGCUACAAACGCAGGAAACCGCGACAAAGACGCGAAAGGCAGCGCACGAGCACCCUUGCAGCAUGGCCAAGACCAGUGCUUCCGCACUCGUUUGGGCCCUCGCGGCCGCGCGCGGAUGGGCGCUCGUGGCGCCGAGCGCCGCGAACCACAAGACGCGCCUGCCCCCUUUACAAAUGGGCGACUGGGCCGAGGCGAACGCCGCGAAGGCGCUGGACGCGCAGAAACGCAUCGUAAUGAAGUUCGGAGGGUCCUCCAUCAGAGACGCGGAACGCGUCACGCACGUCGCCGAUCUCAUAGCGUCCAAAAUUAGAGAAGGAUUCACUCCGGCCGUGGUUGUGAGUGCCAUGGGGACCACUACGAAUGAGUUAGAAAGGGCCGGAGCGUUAGCUUUGGUCGAUGGCAUUGUUAGAGUAGACGAGAUGCGCAAAUUACAUUUAGAAGUCUUGGAUGAGCUCGAACUCCCAGCAAACGUGGGCUAUGAGGUGAGACAACUACUCAGAGAGCUCGAAUCGCUCUUAGAUGGCGUGAGCAUGGUCAGGGAACUCACGCCGCGAACGAAGGACCUUUUAGUCAGUUUUGGAGAAAGGAUGAGUUGUCGGAUUGUGGCAGGCCAAUUGAAGGAAGCUCAUGACAUCACGGCAGUCCCGAUCGAAGCCUGGAAUAUAGGGUUAAGGACGGAGGGCGGCCACGGCGAAGCGCGGGUCGACGAGGAGUGUUACGACGACAUCGCGCGAGCGUUGCGGUCGUCCAUCGUCGAGCGGAACGAGGUACCAGUUAUCACUGGUUAUGUAGGGCACGACGCGGAUGGUAGAGUUACGACUCUCGGUAGAGGUGGUAGCGAUUUGACAGCUACUACAUUGGCAAGAGCAGGGGCAUCAGAGACACAGGAACCGCUCUUUGCGGAGGUCCAGGUCUGGAAGGACGUCGACGGUCUCAUGUCUGCGGAUCCGAAAGUCGUGUCGAACUCCGUCAACGUGCCCUUCGCUACCUAUGAAGAAGCGGCGGAAUUAGCUUAUUUCGGGGCGUCUAUUCUACAUCCCACGGCUCUGAGACCGGCUCAAGUAGGGCAGUGUCCCGUUCGUAUCAAAAAUUCGUACAACCCGGACCAUCCUGGUACGCUCAUUGCCUCUCCGUCGAAGAUCGACGAGGAGCGGUCGCUGAAAUCGUUAGAAAGGCCCGCAUUGACGGCGAUCACGGCGAAACGAGGCGUGACACUCGUGGAUAUUAGUUCUUCAAGGAUGCUGGGCCAGCCCGGGUUUCUCGCGGCGAUCUUCGAGGUCUUCGAGACGGACGGGGUCUCGGUGGAUGUGGUGGCUACUUCCGAAGUUUCAGUCAGUCUGACGCUCGACCCCAAAGCUCAUCUCGGCGACGAAGCUAAAAGAUUUUUGUCGCCCAAGGGUCUGAAGCGCCUCGAGGACAUCGCGCGCGUCGACGUGCGCGACGGGCGGGCCAUCGUGUCCUUCAUCGCGGACGUGGCUCGGUCCACAGAGUUGAUCGCGCGCGUCUUCACGGUCCUCGCGCAGCGCGGAGUGAAAGUGGAGAUGCUGAGCCAGGGCGCGUCCAAGGUCAACAUUUCAUUAGUGGUCUUGGACGCCGACGCCGAGGAAGCUCUACGCAUCAUCCACGACGAGUUCUUUUCGACAUCGAAGGAGGCGGUCGCGUCGCGCUAAGUA
Pelagomonas calceolata is the source of this 1939-nucleotide messenger RNA. The record is from the annotation of a GenBank genome assembly. Lineage: Eukaryota; Pelagophyceae; Pelagomonadales; Pelagomonadaceae.